Molecule: messenger RNA, 1404 nt
Organism: Exophiala spinifera
Lineage: Eukaryota; Fungi; Ascomycota; Eurotiomycetes; Chaetothyriales; Herpotrichiellaceae
Exons: 2
Coding region: 1-1404 (467 amino acids)
Source: RefSeq, a predicted model, not a curated record
AUGACUCCGAACCCUAAUGACGGGGGUUCGGCCGCCCGCAACUCCCGGGCUACAGAUUUACGGUUCCGUCUUCGAGAAACUGAGAAUAAACGAGAAAAGGUCAAUCUGGAGCUACAAAAGAUGGACUUCAGAAUUCGAAAGCUAGACAUCGAGAACGAGAUGCUAAACAUCGAGAAGCAACUGUCCCAACUUGAGCAAGAGGAAGUUAAAAAUACUCGACCACCACCACCACCUACGCCUGCGAUCGAUAACUUUAUCAAUGCCACUUCUCAGCAGCAGACAUCGACAGCCUCCGAAGAGCUCGGUCCAACGGUCCAGCGAGAGCAUAUCUCAGUCAACACCAAGUCUGGUGAUACAGUUCCAGCCGUCACUCGUUCUCAUUCUAAGGCGCCUUCUACACCUAAGACUCGUGUUUCUCCUAGUGUGAACAACCAGAAGCAAACAGCAGAAUACUCUGAAGAUCGCGGUCCAACGGUCCAACGCGAACAUGUCCCAGUCAGAGCCAAGUCUGAUGAUACAACUCCAGUCACGAAUUCUGAGUUCAAGAUGUCACCUACACCUACGGCUAAUGACUCUACUGGUGCAAAGAAUCAGCAGCAGUUAGCAACAAGAACAAAAGAUUGCGGUUCAACAGUCCAGCGAGAGCAUGUCCCAGUCAAUCCAAAGCCUCUUGAUCCGACUCCGAUCACGAAGACUCAUGAUUGGGACAACGUCAACUCCCAGCAGCAGCAACAGCAGACAGCCGCAAAGUCAGCAGAUCCAGAUCCAGCGGUUGACCGGGGCCAUCCCCCAAUUAACACGGGGUCUAUUGGUGCAAUUCCAGUAACAGGUCCGGUGCAAACGCACACUGUUGCUGCCUUGCCUGAGCCUAAAAAGGUCCAACGCGGACGUCCGACCACAUACCGGCAAUUCUUUAGUGAUCGUCUAAGACCUACAGAAGCAGGACCGUCGACGAGGGUUACAAACAAAAGAGCUUCAGGUCAAAACAUGACUGUUCAUGAUCACAAUCAGACUGCUCGUGCUUCCGCCUCAAGCGCCUCCCAAGAAUCUUUGCCAGGCAAGAAUGAUCACCCAGACCAAUCGGCUCCUCAACCGUCGCACAAUACGACCUCAGUGCAACCAAACCCCCCUAAUCUCCUCGCUUCUUCCACUUCCUCUGCAAAAGAGGGCAAAAAACGAAAAGCACAUCUCGAUGGCGAUAAAGACUACGAGCCUGAAGCUGAGGAACCGCCCUCCAGCAAGACCAAGAGAUCCUUCUCCCCGAAGCCAGAAGCCGUGAAGGCCGAUGCCGUCGAACUUCAACAGCAACCUGCUACGAGCCGCCGAAGCAAAAGAGCAAAAGCGUACAAACCUCCAGGGACAUACACGGUGGGUUUGACGGAGGAUUUAAGCUUGUUAUACUAA